GCGGCUACAGCUGUUCUUCCUCUGGGUCUGUGUUUAAUUUAAAUAAAAAGCAAAAUGUCUCCGUCGUUGACAGAAAUUCAGGAGGAAUGGGAAUCUCUGGGGCAAGAAUAUCAAAAACUUCAGGAGACACACAGAAAAUAUAUACAGAAACUGGAUGAAAUCUCCAAACUCCAGAGCGACUGCUCGUCGUCCAUCGCCCGUCACAGGAAAAGACUUAAAGAGAUGUCACGCAGAGUAGAUAAGUGCACUAAAGACUCAUCAGCGGAUGAUGGGAAGACUUUGGGUGACAUAAAAGAGAAAGUCAAGACACAAGAACACGCUUUCUCUGAAAUGGACGCUUACCUUCCCAAGAGAAAUGGGCUGUACCUCAGUCUGGUUCUUGGGAAUGUGAAUGUGACUCUUCUCAGCAAGCAGUCAAAAUUUGCCUACAAAGAUGAAUACGAGAAGUUCAAGCUGUACCUCACGGUCAUCCUGCUGCUGUUGUCUUUCAUAUGUUUUUUCUUCGUGAGCUACAGAUUUGUGGACGCAAUCUUCAACUUCCUGCUGGUUUGGUACUACUGCACAUUAACUAUCAGAGAAAGCAUCCUCAUCACAAACGGAUCCAGAAUCAAAGGAUGGUGGGUUUUCCACCACUACAUCUCAGCCUUUUUGUCUGGUGUUAUGCUGACAUGGCCAGACGGCAAACUUUACCAGACAUUCAGGAACCAAUUCCUCGCCUAUUCCUUAUAUCAAAAUUUUGUUCAGUGUCUGCAGUACUAUUAUCAGAGUGGAUGCCUGUACAGGCUUCGAACGCUGGGAGAAAGACACAACAUGGAUCUGACUGUAGAGGGAUUCCAGUCCUGGAUGUGGAAAGGGCUGACGUUCCUCUUGCCCUUCCUGUUUUUUGGUCAUUUCUGGCAGCUCUUCAACAGCCUGUCUCUGUUCAGGAUGGCUCAGCUCCCAGAUUGUAAGGAAUGGCAGGUCCGGAUGUGUGGCGUCUGCUUCCUCGUUCUGUUCACGGGAAAUUUCUUCACUACGCUCGCAGUUGUUCGUCACAAGCUGAAAAGCAGGAAUCAGAAACCUAAGAGCAUGUGAUGGGACAAAAAUAAACGGAAAGAAAACGCUGUCUCACCAAGAAAAAGGCCUCAUCCUGAUCGUGUCUCUGGUCACAUCCUUGUAAUAAAAAAAAAAGAUCUAUAACUAUGGUUAAUGUUAAUCCUGUUCAAUCAAAGCUAAACGUUUAUCUACGGUCCACAUGAAACUCAGAUAUACUUGAAUAGGAACCUACGAGUGUGGGAAAAUGACAAUGAGGGGAGGAAAUUGCUGUCUAAUAAAGGCUUUAGUUUUACCUAAACAUCUUUCUGUGAAUCCUUUCAAAAAAUAUACAUUAUUGCUUUUUCAGCAAGCUCAAAUCUUUCAGAUCAUCAAAUAAACGUUUAUA
Molecule: messenger RNA, 1420 nt
Organism: Fundulus heteroclitus (mummichog)
Lineage: Eukaryota; Metazoa; Chordata; Actinopteri; Cyprinodontiformes; Fundulidae
Product: ion channel TACAN
Exons: 12
Coding region: 55-1074 (339 amino acids)
Biological process (GO): fat cell differentiation
Cellular component (GO): membrane
Source: RefSeq, a predicted model, not a curated record